Alligator sinensis (Chinese alligator) is the source of this 2667-nucleotide messenger RNA. RefSeq names its product mitogen-activated protein kinase kinase kinase 7 (gene MAP3K7). Gene Ontology annotation, molecular function: magnesium ion binding; MAP kinase kinase kinase activity; ATP binding. Gene Ontology annotation, biological process: protein phosphorylation; JNK cascade; positive regulation of canonical NF-kappaB signal transduction. The transcript has 16 exons. The record is from RefSeq and is a predicted model, not a curated record. NCBI's taxonomy places the organism in Eukaryota, Metazoa, Chordata, Crocodylia, Alligatoridae. Bases 204 to 1781 code for a protein of 525 amino acids.
GUUGUUGGAAGAGGAGCCUUUGGUGUGGUCUGUAAGGCAAAAUGGCGAGGAAAAGAUGUGGCCAUCAAACAAAUAGAAAGUGAAUCUGAAAGAAAAGCCUUCAUUGUUGAGCUUUUGUAUUGCAGCUUCGACAGUUGUCACGCGUGAAUCAUCCUAAUAUAGUCAAGUUAUAUGGAGCCUGUCUGAAUCCAGUGUGUCUUGUUAUGGAGUAUGCUGAAGGAGGUUCUCUAUACAAUGUGCUGCAUGGUGCUGAGCCUCUGCCUUAUUAUACUGCUGCACAUGCAAUGAGUUGGUGUUUACAGUGUUCCCAAGGAGUGGCAUAUCUCCACAGCAUGAAGCCAAAGGCUCUAAUUCACAGGGACCUGAAACCACCAAACUUGCUGUUGGUAGCUGGGGGGACAGUUCUAAAAAUCUGUGAUUUUGGUACAGCCUGUGAUAUUCAAACACACAUGACCAACAAUAAGGGAAGUGCUGCUUGGAUGGCACCUGAAGUUUUUGAAGGUAGCAAUUACAGUGAAAAAUGUGACGUAUUUAGUUGGGGUAUUAUUCUUUGGGAAGUGAUCACCCGGAGGAAACCUUUUGAUGAGAUUGGUGGUCCAGCUUUCCGCAUAAUGUGGGCUGUUCAUAAUGGUACUCGGCCACCACUGAUCAAAAAUUUACCCAAGCCUAUUGAGAGUUUAAUGACCCGGUGCUGGUCUAAGGAUCCCUCACAACGACCUUCCAUGGAAGAAAUUGUCAAAAUUAUGACACACUUGAUGCGGUACUUCCCAGGAACUGAUGAACCUCUUCAGUAUCCUUGUCAGUAUUCAGAUGAAGGCCAAAGCAACUCAGCCACUAGUACAGGCUCGUUCAUGGACAUCACUUCUACAAACACUAGUAACAAGAGUGAUGCUAACAUGGAACCUGCUGACAUUCAAGGAACUGCUACCAAUGAUACCAUUAAACGCUUAGAAUCAAAAUUAGCCCAGCAAAUGAAAAAUGCAGCAAAGCAGCCAGGUGACCCUGGUCGUUUAAGUUUACCUCCAUCUCGUGGAAGUAGUGUGGAGAGCUUGUCUGAUGUUCGUGGACGACCACAGUCAACCCUUGUUUCAGGAGAAGGCGCUAAGAGAAUGAGUGCUGACAUGUCUGAAAUAGAAGCAAGAAUUGCUGCUACCACAGCCUAUUCCAAGCCUAAACGAGGCCAUCGUAAAACUGCUUCAUUUGGCAACAUUCUGGAUGUCCCUGAAAUCAUCAUACCAGCAGGAAACGGACAACAGAGGCGUAGAUCCAUUCAAGACCUUAGUGUUGCUGGAACAGAAUCCAAUCAGGAGAGUAGAAACAGCAGUAGGUCUUCUAGUCCUAGCGUGAGAAUGAUCACUACCUCGGGACCAACCUCUGAAAAGCCAGCUCGUAGUCUUCCAUGGACACCUGAUGAAUCUACAGAUACUAAUGGAUCGGAUAACUCCAUCCCAAUGGCCUAUCUUACACUAGAUCAUCAGUUGCAGCCUCUAGCACCAUGCCCAAACUCCAAAGAAUCUAUGGCUGUGUUUGAACAGCACUGUAAAAUGGCACAAGAAUAUAUGAAAGUUCAAACAGAAAUUGCAUUGUUGUUGCAGCGAAAACAAGAACUAAUAGCAGAACUGGACCAGGAUGAAAAAGACCAGCAAAACACAUCCCGUCUGGUGCAAGAACAUAAAAAGCUGUUAGAUGAAAACAAAAGUCUUUCAACAUACUACCAGCAAUGCAAAAAACAAUUAGAGGUCAUCAGAAAUCAGCAACAAAAGCGGCAAGGCACAUCAUGAUUCACUGGGACCUUUCUAAUGAAAAAUAUGCACACAAAAGACUGUUUUUUUUAUUAUUCCUUAUUUUGACAACUGAUGAGUGUUAGCUUCUUGGUGUGUUCUGAAUGCCUAUAUUUGUCUGCUGCACUUAAAACAUCAUUUAAUUUUCCUUUUCCUAUGGUGAACAUUCAGUUCAACAGGUUAAUCAAAUAAGAUGGGAGAAAAUUGACUUGAGUUAAUCAAUGGCACUCAAGUUAAAGCAAAUACAGUGAACUGUGGCUGUAUGCAUGUUCCUUGUGUGAAGGCUAGCCUAACAGAUGUUAAAGUGGCUGCUAAAUUAUAAGAUCUUGUUUUUAAUUUUUGGUGUUACCUCGAUAAGAGCAAAACACAAACUCUUCUGGUUUAGAAUGGUUUUGUUCUUGUGUCUCAUCUCAAGAAAAUUUACGAUGACAGUCAUUUUCAGGAUUUAAACAUGUACCAUACUGCAGAGAUGAUGUUGUUUGACCAAUAAUUCAUGAUGCAUUAGUGAGACAUUUUACCUUUAGGCUUGGUGCAUUUUUCCAGAUGAAAAAUAUUAAUCAAACUGAUGCCAGCAUUGGUUCAGAACUUGAUGACCCUGCAUUUUGACUGAAAUGUUUCUUGUAAUCUUGUAUUCAUAAAAUAUUUGAAGUAAAAGAUUAUUUUCUUUACUUUCAUGUGGGGGGGAUGAUGUGCAGGGCGUGGCAUGCAGUUUUAUCUAAUCAUACUGAGCAAAAAGUAUUGUGAUUUAUUGGGUAAAAAGGUCUCGUAUAAAAGAAACCAAUUAGAAUGUAUACAAAUGCGUGUUGAAGCUUAACGCUUUUGUGCCUGUAUCAUCAUUUUCAGAAAGAUAUUCAGAAAGCAAAUGAACAUAAAGGUUAUAGAAUCA